CGUUGCUACUCGCAUCGAGAUUUGCGCGGCCGUGUCUUGCUCGCGCCUGCUGCUCUGUUGCCCCCCUUCCUUCCAAGGUCGCGUCAGCGCCCAGAUCUCUCGCUCGCUCGCCGGCGCCCCGGCUAGAUCUGGGCGGAGCUCGGAGGCGGAGCCGUGCGCCAGUGUCCAAGUUUGGUAAGACCCAAAGCGGUGAGGAGGCGAGGGAAGACGCGCGGACGCCAUGGAGCUGGCUGUCGGCGGCGGGAUGCGGCGGUCGGCGUCGCACACCUCGCUGUCGGAGUCGGAUGACUUCGAGCUCACGCGGCUGCUCAGCAAGCCGCGGAUCAACGUCGAGCGCCAGCGCUCCUUCGACGACCGCUCGCUUAGCGACGUCUCGCACUCGGGCGGGUACGGCAGGGGAGGCUUCGACGGCAUGUACUCGCCUGGGGGCGGCCUGCGCUCCCUCGUCGGCACGCCGGCCUCCUCCGGGCUGCACUCCUUCGAGCCCCACCCCAUCGUCGGCGACGCCUGGGAGGCGCUCCGCCGCUCCCUCGUCUUGUUCCGCGGCCAGCCCCUUGGCACCGUUGCCGCCGUCGACCACGCGUCCGAGGAAGUCCUCAACUACGACCAAGUGUUUGUGAGGGAUUUCGUGCCGAGCGCGCUGGCGUUUCUGAUGAAUGGCGAGCCAGAUAUCGUCAAGAACUUCCUUCUGAAGACCCUGCUGCUGCAGGGCUGGGAGAAGAAAGUCGACCGGUUCAAGCUCGGGGAGGGUGCCAUGCCGGCUAGCUUCAAGGUUAUGCAUGACGCCAAGAAGGGGGUCGAGACCCUACAUGCUGAUUUUGGGGAGAGCGCCAUUGGGAGGGUUGCGCCUGUGGAUUCGGGGUUCUGGUGGAUCAUACUCCUCCGGGCCUACACAAAAACCACCGGUGAUUUGACGCUGGCAGAGACGCCGGAGUGCCAGAAAGGGAUGAGGCUCAUACUCAGCCUGUGCUUAUCCGAGGGGUUCGAUACCUUCCCGACAUUGUUAUGUGCUGAUGGUUGCUGUAUGAUAGAUCGCAGAAUGGGUGUAUAUGGCUACCCUAUUGAGAUUCAGGCCCUUUUCUUUAUGGCACUAAGGUGUGCUCUUCAAAUGCUUAAGCAUGAUAAUGAAGGGAAGGAGUUUGUAGAGAAGAUUGCUACUCGCCUUCACGCUUUAAGUUAUCACAUGCGGAGUUAUUUUUGGCUCGAUUUCCAACAGCUAAAUGACAUCUAUCGUUACAAGACAGAAGAAUAUUCCCACACUGCUGUCAACAAAUUCAAUGUCAUUCCUGAUUCAAUUCCGGAUUGGCUAUUUGACUUUAUGCCUUGUCAGGGUGGGUUUUUCAUUGGUAAUGUCAGUCCUGCCAGGAUGGACUUCCGAUGGUUCGCACUUGGAAACAUGAUUGCUAUACUUUCUUCCCUUGCAACACCUGAGCAAUCUGUUGCUAUAAUGGAUCUUAUUGAGGAGCGUUGGGAAGAGCUCAUUGGUGAAAUGCCUCUGAAGAUAUGUUAUCCUGCUAUUGAGAACCAUGAAUGGCGAAUUGUGACGGGCUGUGAUCCAAAAAACACUAGAUGGAGUUAUCAUAAUGGAGGAUCGUGGCCAGUACUUCUGUGGCUGCUGACUGCAGCCUGCAUCAAAACUGGACGGCCACAAAUCGCAAGAAGGGCAAUUGACCUAGCAGAAAGGAGGCUGUUGAAGGAUGGAUGGCCUGAGUACUAUGAUGGGAAGCUUGGUCGGUAUGUUGGCAAGCAGGCGAGGAAAUUCCAGACCUGGUCCAUCGCGGGGUAUUUGGUCGCCAAGAUGAUGUUGGAAGAUCCUUCACAUCUCGGCAUGAUCUCCCUGGAAGAGGAUAGGGCAAUGUUGAAGCCUGUUUUGAAGCGGUCUGCGUCAUGGACAAACUGAGAUGGCCACAAAAAUUUUUAGGGAAGCAAAGGCUGCUGAAAACACGAGUUCUUGGGGGUAGCAUCUCCUUGUCUGCUGAUCCGUUUCCUUUGACUUCCAAACAUGGAUGGUUUGUGUCUUCUGGAUUUUCCUUGGUUGUACAAUAUAUCAGCUCGUUUUCUGAGUUGAAAGAAAAAGAAGCAACUGCAGAAAUGGGCAUUUUGUUUUCUUCUUUCGCAAUCUCUGUAAGAAGAUACUCUGAUUCUUGCUUGGGUCAUCCUAUAAGUUGUGGAUCCUUUUGGUUAGAGUCAACUUUGUUGUGCCAGUGGAUUAUACGGAUGAGUAAGCUGAUUCCAGCUUCCCUGUGAAGCAUAAGUGCUCUUUCUAACGAAUGAAUAAAGCUCCUUUCUCUGUGUUGCUGG
Zea mays is the source of this 2301-nucleotide messenger RNA. Its product is annotated as Alkaline/neutral invertase CINV2. The transcript is spliced from 4 exons. Bases 221 to 1900 code for a protein of 559 amino acids. Gene Ontology annotation, biological process: sucrose catabolic process. Gene Ontology annotation, molecular function: endo-alpha-N-acetylgalactosaminidase activity; sucrose alpha-glucosidase activity. The record is from RefSeq and is marked provisional. Lineage: Eukaryota; Viridiplantae; Streptophyta; Magnoliopsida; Poales; Poaceae.